Messenger RNA from Bicyclus anynana (squinting bush brown), 2869 nucleotides. RefSeq lists its product as uncharacterized. Bases 73 to 2589 code for a protein of 838 amino acids. Gene Ontology annotation, biological process: signal transduction. The transcript has 16 exons. NCBI's taxonomy places the organism in Eukaryota, Metazoa, Arthropoda, Insecta, Lepidoptera, Nymphalidae. The record is from RefSeq and is a predicted model, not a curated record.
AAAAUUCAAACUUACGUUUAAUGUGAAUUUAUAAUAAAAUCUUGUGUGAUCAGUAUUUAAGAUGAAUUCAAAAUGACAGCUGUUUCAAAUAAAGGUAUCAAACGGAAGAUUUCUAUCGAUAAUUUUGUCGAUAGCAGAGACACUCAGUGUUGUAAGAGAAUUUCGUAUUUCGCUUGUUUGUGUGGUGUUGUGUCUUUACUACUACAAGCAUAUAACUAUGUGGAUAAUGUUGAUAAUAUCAAUAUGGAAAGUGAUGUGAUAAGUGUUAUCGAUAUGAAAUUGGAGGAGAAAAUUGAUGCAUAUUUACGACAAGCAACUGGCACUACUUCGCAUAGACGAAAACGGGAUGCAAUGCUCAAAACAUCCUCAGUCAUGCAAGAGGACUACACUGAGGGCCCUCACGUGGAGUUCUUCGAUCCCAAGAUAAAGUCUCAGCUGGAGAUGAAAGACACCAACGAGAUGAAACGAACUGGAGCAAAGGGCGCCGCUCCUGGUGGAGACACCUGGGUUUGGCUGACCAGUUACUCAAGAGUGCCAUACAAAGUAGUACAAGGAUUCUGUAAAGCGACACAAGACUACUGUCCACCAGGCGUGCGGGGUCCUUCCGGUCCUGCGGGGCCUACUGGACCGAAAGGUGACAGAGGAGACCCCGGAGCCCCUGGUACGGCAGGUAGUCCGGGGUUAAGAGGACCUGUUGGACCUCCGGGCCCAAAAGGGGAACGAGGAUUCCCUGGUAAUCCAGGACUAGAUGGACGAGACGGUGUCCCCGGUGAGCCAGGUUUGGAUGGACUCUCUGGGAGAAAUGGUGCGGACGGUGCGCCUGGGAAAGACGGACGUGAUGGUAUACCGGGCAAGGACGGCAGCCCGGGUAAAAAUGGGAAGGAUGGUAAAGAUGGCAGACCUGGAGCCCAAGGGCCUUCAGGCUUAAAAGGCCUAAAAGGCGAUCGAGGUCCAAUAGGGCCUAAAGGCCUACGAGGCAAUGACGGAAGAGAUGGAGCUCCCGGAAAGCCAGGCUUGUCAAUCUACAAUUAUACUAAGGAGAACCAAAUGUUUAUACCACCUACAUUUGCGUUGGACAACCCAAGACUGAUAGUGAGAGAAGGUGACACCAUGCGUAUAGAUUGCAACCCGAAGGCUUUCCCGGAGGCUGCCAUAGAGUGGAGGAGGGCUGAUGGCACUCCCAUUAUACAGGGUUCCUGGCGCGAUGCAUCAGUGAGCGGCCACGUUCUGAACAUCCCCAACGUGUCGCGCUGGCACACUGGCAAGUAUGUCUGCCUUGCCAACAAUGGCAUGCAGCCACCUGCCAACCAGACCACAGAUGUUGAAAUCCAUUUCAGUCCAUACAUAAGAGUGCCAAAUAAUAUCCUCUACGUGCCACAUAACAACAAAACGGCCAGAAUCGAAUGUGAGAUCCAAGCGUGGCCAGAACCUGUCCUAGCAUGGGAAUGCGAUGGGUUAACUUUAGAGGGAUCGCGCUUCAAAACUGAGGUCUCCACAACCGGAGACCCGUGGAGAUGGAUCAUGAGACUUGAGAUAGCCAGCUUCAGAGAACACGACCUGAGGCUUUACAGCUGUGUAGCGAAAAAUGAACUCAAUAACAAGACUGUUAAGGGACAUAUUAAAUUGAUGUAUGCUGGUCCUAACCAGCAAAACCAGAUUCAGCAGCCGAUGGAGUUCGGCUCCCCUCCUCCCGUCCUCACGUCGUAUGAGGAGCUGUGCAAGGUCCAGAAGUGUCCAUCCUGUCCACGCUGCGACCGCGCCCUGCUACUGAUCUCCACUAUGAACUCUACAGCUGGAUACAAGUUGACUAGGAACCUCAACUGCCAACUGUACGCCAUCGGUAAGCCUGUCUACCAUCGGUAUAAAGAAGAAUUGUUUGGAGCUUGGCUGAGAGAUUCAAACGCUUCUGACAGUCAGAAAGAAAAGCUAUGGACGACACAAGAAAACGAUGUAGAAAGACUGCGAGAGUACCGCAGCAAAUCCAGUUUCAAGUCCGACCAGGUUGAUGAGUUUCAUAAGCUGCAGAAACCAUUCUUUGGCAACGGUCACAUCGUAUACAGUGGCUCGUUCUUCUACCAAGCCAACGAAUCAGGGAACCCGGGAGACAUCAUCCGCUACGACCUCACGCAGAGCAGGAUCAAGUCAGUCCAUCUGCCGCAUGCUGAUGGGAGACUGUACAGUGCACAACACAAUCAGGUGGACUUCAGUGCUGACGACAACGGUCUGUGGGCCAUCUACUCUAUGGCGGACUCCAACAACACGGCCGUCGCCAAACUCAGCUUCGACCCCAACAAAGAUGACCUCAACAUCAAUUAUAUUUGGAACAUAUCAUUAAAUCAUAAACAAAUGGGUGAAAUGUUCAUAGUAUGCGGCGUGUUAUACGCACUGGACUCAGCAACCGAACGGGAGAGCAAGGUGACGGUUGCCAUAGACCUGUACCUCAGCAAGCCGGUAGAAGUGUCACUACAGUUCACCAACCCGUUUAGAAAGACAACGCAACUUGGCUACGAUCAUACACAUAGGGAGCUGUAUUCGUGGGAUCGUGGCAAUCAGUUAACUUAUCCUGUCAGAUACAAUGAGUUACCCUGACAUAAGUUGACUUAACUCUAGUCUAAUUAGUUUUGAUUGUAAUUACAAUGGCUAUUUAAAAAAUCGGUUUACGAAUAAACAAUGAUUUGAUACUAAAGUAUUUUUCAGAUAGCAUGGGUACAGUAACAGUCGCCUGUAUGACGUUCGUAAUACGUACCUACUAUUAUCGUGAAUUUCAUUAUUCUUAUAUCCAGGUUUUCCUAAAGUAAUGAUGUAAUGAAUGUUAGGUAUUGUCAUAUUUUGUACAAAUUUAAUUAAUAAAAAUCUAUUUAAGUAUCUA